This is a messenger RNA of Lepus europaeus (European hare), 2862 nucleotides long. RefSeq names its product unc-5 netrin receptor D (gene UNC5D). Gene Ontology annotation, molecular function: protein binding; netrin receptor activity. Bases 1 to 2862 code for a protein of 953 amino acids. The transcript has 17 exons. The record is from RefSeq and is a predicted model, not a curated record. NCBI's taxonomy places the organism in Eukaryota, Metazoa, Chordata, Mammalia, Lagomorpha, Leporidae. Gene Ontology annotation, biological process: netrin-activated signaling pathway. Gene Ontology annotation, cellular component: membrane.
AUGGGGAGGUCGGCGGUGGCCGGAGGCGGCGGUGCAGGGGCGCGUCAGUGGCUCCAGUGGCUGGGGCUCUGCUUCUGGGCGGCGGGGGCUGCGGCUGCCCGAGGAGCCGACAGUGGUGAAGCCCUUCCUGACUCCAUCCCAUCGGCUCCAGGGACGCUGCCCCAUUUCAUAGAAGAGCCAGAUGAUGCCUACAUCAUCAAGAGCAACCCGAUUGCGCUCAGGUGCAAGGCCAGGCCGGCCAUGCAGAUAUUCUUCAAAUGCAAUGGCGAGUGGGUUCACCAGAACGAGCAUGUCUCGGAGGAGAGUCUGGACGAGAGCUCAGGCUUGAAGGUGCGGGAGGUGUUCAUCAACGUCACCAGACAGCAGGUGGAGGACUUCCACGGGCCGGAGGACUACUGGUGCCAAUGUGUGGCCUGGAGCCACCUGGGCACCUCCAAGAGCAGGAAGGCCUCUGUGCGCAUAGCCUAUUUACGGAAAAACUUUGAGCAAGAUCCUCAAGGAAGGGAGGUUCCCAUUGAAGGCAUGAUCGUGUUGCACUGCCGCCCGCCAGAGGGCGUCCCUGCGGCCGAGGUGGAGUGGCUGAAAAAUGAGGAGCCCAUUGACUCCGAACAAGAUGAGAACAUUGACACCAGGGCUGACCAUAACCUCAUCAUCAGGCAGGCACGGCUCUCGGACUCCGGGAAUUACACCUGCAUGGCAGCCAACAUCGUGGCCAAGAGGAGGAGUCUGUCCGCCACUGUGGUGGUCUAUGUGAAUGGAGGCUGGUCUUCCUGGACAGAGUGGUCAGCCUGCAAUGUCCGCUGUGGGAGAGGAUGGCAGAAACGCUCCCGGACCUGCACCAACCCGGCUCCUCUCAAUGGUGGGGCCUUUUGUGAGGGAAUGUCAGUGCAGAAAAUAACCUGCACCUCCCUUUGUCCUGUGGAUGGGAGCUGGGAACUGUGGAGCGAAUGGUCAGUCUGCAGCCCAGAGUGUGAGCACUUGCGCAUCCGGGAGUGCACAGCACCACCCCCGAGGAAUGGGGGCAAAUUCUGCGAAGGUCUGAGCCAGGAGUCGGAGAACUGCACAGACGGACUCUGCGUUCUAGAUAAAAAACCUCUUCAUGAAAUAAAACCCCAAAGCAUUGAGAAUGCCAGCGACAUUGCUCUGUACUCAGGCUUGGGUGCUGCCGUCGUGGCCGUGGCUGUCCUGGUUGUUGGGGUCACCCUCUAUAGACGGAGCCAGAGUGACUACGGCGUGGACGUCAUUGACUCUUCUGCAUUGACAGGUGGCUUCCAGACCUUCAACUUCAAAACAGUCCGUCAAGGUAACUCCCUGCUCUUGAAUUCUGCCAUGCAACCAGAUCUGACCGUAAGCCGGACAUACAGUGGCCCCAUCUGUCUACAGGAUCCUCUGGACAAGGAACUCAUGACGGAAUCCUCACUCUUCAACCCUUUGUCAGACAUCAAAGUCAAAGUCCAGAGCUCAUUCAUGGUCUCCCUAGGUGUGUCAGAGAGAGCCGACUACCAUGGCAAGAAUCAUUCGGGGACUUUUCCCCAUGGAAACAACCGGAGCUUUACUACAAUGCAUCCCAGAAACAAAGCUCCCUACAUCCAAAACCUGUCAUCUCUCCCCACGAGAACGGAACUGAGGACAACAGGUGUCUUUGGCCAUUUAGGAGGGCGCUUAGUCAUGCCCAAUACAGGGGUGAGCUUACUAAUACCACAUGGUGCCAUCCCAGAGGAGAAUUCUUGGGAGAUUUAUAUGUCCAUCAACCAAGGUGAACCCAGCCUGCAGUCAGACGGGUCUGAGGUGCUUCUGAGUCCUGAGGUCACCUGUGGCCCCCCAGACAUGGUCGUCACCACUCCCUUUGCGCUGACCAUUCCACACUGUGCUGACGUCAGCUCUGAGCACUGGAACAUCCACUUGAAGAAGCGGACACAGCAGGGCAAGUGGGAGGAAGUGAUGUCGGUGGAGGAUGAAUCCACAUCCUGUUACUGCCUUUUGGACCCCUUCGCGUGUCACGUGCUCCUAGACAGCUUUGGGACGUACGCCCUCACUGGGGAGCCGAUCACAGACUGUGCCGUGAAGCAGCUCAAGGUGGCGGUGUUUGGCUGCAUGUCCUGUAACUCCCUGGAUUACAAUCUGAGAGUUUACUGCGUGGACAAUACACCUUGUGCAUUUCAGGAAGUGGUUUCCGAUGAAAGGCACCACGGCGGGCAGCUCCUGGAGGAACCAAAGUUGCUGCAUUUCAAAGGGAACACCUUCAGCCUGCAGAUCUCUGUCCUCGACAUUCCUCCAUUCCUCUGGAGGAUUAAACCAUUCACCGCAUGCCAGGAAGUCCCGUUCUCCCGCGUGUGGAGCAGUAACCGGCAGCCCCUGCACUGUGCCUUCUCCCUGGAGCGCUACACGCCCACCACUACCCAGCUGUCCUGCAAAAUCUGCAUCCGGCAGCUCAAAGGCCAUGAACAGAUCCUCCAAGUGCAGACAUCGAUCCUAGAGAGUGAAAGAGAAACCAUCACUUUCUUUGCACAAGAGGACAGCACUUUCCCUGCACAGACUGGCCCCAAAGCCUUCAAAAUCCCCUACUCCAUCAGACAGAGGAUUUGUGCUACAUUUGAUACCCCCAAUGCCAAAGGCAAGGACUGGCAGAUGUUAGCACAGAAGAACAGCAUCAACAGGAAUUUGUCUUAUUUUGCUACACAAAGUAGCCCAUCUGCUGUCAUUUUGAACCUGUGGGAAGCUCGUCAUCAGCACGAUGGUGACCUUGACUCCCUGGCCUGUGCCCUUGAAGAGAUUGGGAGGACACACACGAAACUCUCAAACAUUUCAGAAUCCCAGCUUGAUGAAGCCGACUUCAACUACAGCAGGCAGAAUGGACUCUAG